Messenger RNA from Kogia breviceps (pygmy sperm whale), 3894 nucleotides. It is a transcript of the gene ATXN7L1, whose product is annotated as ataxin 7 like 1. The record is from RefSeq and is a predicted model, not a curated record. Lineage: Eukaryota; Metazoa; Chordata; Mammalia; Artiodactyla; Physeteridae.
GUGGGGCUGGGCCCAGGUCACGGCAAGCAGAGCUUGCUGUCAGCCCACGAUCCAUUUAGCAAGUCCGAGGUGGAGCUUAGGCGGUGCCCUUGGGCUGUGGGCUGGCGCAGAGACAGGGCUGAGGCGUGGAGCGGGGAGAGCUGCUGCCUGAGAAAGAGGUCAGGAGUAGGAGGCUGGGUUGGGGACCGGUCUAUUUUGGACAGGCCUUCUGGAGGCGCCAGCCUCGGGGCCUGGGGAGGAGUGGAGUGGAAAAUUUUCUAGCACACCUCUGCUAGCCCCGGGAAGCAGCUGCACUGAACCUUACCCGCCUGUGCCCUCCACUUCUCUGCAUUUAUGUGCAGCUCCAAACACACUUGAUGCAUUUGUCUACUCGCUACUGAUUUUUCUUGGUCAUGUUUAUAUGCAAGCGGUGCUAAGCAAUGUUUCGGGUCUCUUUCGCUCAAACUUCAAAAAUUGCUGGAAACUGGCGACCCGUGGUUUUUCCUUCUUUACUCUUCGCGGAUGGUCGUCGGUCCGGUGUGUGCUCACAGUGGUCCCUGAGUCCACGCUGGUGGCCGGCCAGCUGGCGGACUGGCGGCGCCCGAGCACGAUUGGCAGCGCACCUGGCCUGGUUUCUAGCGGGGUUGGUUUCCCGUGUGCCCGCAGGGAAACCGAGGGAGGGCGCACGCCCACUCGCGCACAGCCGGGGGCGCUAACUCGGUGUCCCAAGCAAGUAGCUGAUGGUAGCGAAAUAGACCCUUGCUGUAUUUUAGACUCCUUCCUACCCUUGGUUUUCGUUUGUAUGGUGGUGAUGGUUGGUCUUCAAUCUUGUAAAAAGCUGUGUUUUCACCGAAAUAAUUCAGACCUUCUGCUCCUAAACAAAAGGGAGCAGAGGGAAAGAGAAGGGGACUGGAGGGGGAGAUGAGUGGUGUCUCCGUACACGUACACGGAGAGGACAGAACCACACCCUACUUCAAGACAGCUUCCUGUUUGCUGCUGCCAACUGCCACCCCAAGGAGAACACAAAUGCUUCCGUUAUUAGCGACUGCUGUCGGACCACCAAAGCCUCUUCUGGGUGCCGCCGCGAGCUUCGCCGUGAGCUGGGACUUUGCACCUCUAGAGACUGUGGCCUGCACUCCUGAAAUUGGAGAGAGAAGACACGGUUCAAUGUGUAGACCUUCUCCCUCUCCGGCGUCUCCACCCUCCAAUGCCCGGACAUCACUAGUACAGGUGAAAACAAAAGCCUGUCUCAGCGGCCAUACCUCUGCCAGCAGCUCCUCAAAGCCAUUCAAAACGCCCAAAGACAAUCUCCUAACCUCCAGCAGCAAACAGCACACAAUCUUUUCAGCGAAGGGAUCAAGGGACAAAGCAUGUGUUCCGGUUCCCGUAGUCAGUUUAGAGAAAAUUCCUAACCUAGUGAAGGCAGAUGGUGCCAAUAUCAAAAUGAACUCUACAACCACUACUGCGGUCACUUCCUGCUCCACCUCAUCCUCUGCCGUCUCCACCCCACCUGUAAUUAAGCCGGUCUUGAUGUCCAAGUCAGUGCCACCUUCCCCAGAGAAGAUCUUAAAUGGCAAAGGAAUUUUGUCUGCCACCAUAGACAAGAAACACCAAAAUGGCACCAAAAACAACAACAAGCCUUACAGGAGACUUUCAGAGAGAGAAUUUGACCCAAAUAAACACUGUGGAGUAUUGGAUCCCGAGACAAAGAAACCUUGCACAAGAUCCCUCACCUGCAAGACUCAUUCACUAAGCCAUCGGAGGGCAGUCCCAGGCCGGAAAAAGCAAUUUGACCUCCUUCUGGCGGAACACAAAGCCAAGUCCCGGGAAAAAGAAGUUAAAGAUAAAGAGCAUCUCCUGACUCCGGCAAGGGAAGUACUUCCAAAUCCAUCCGGGCCAGCGCAGGACUCGCUGCCGGGAUCUUCAGGGAGCUUGGGCCCAGAACCUAAAGUCGCGUCCCCUGCAAAAUCCAGGCCACCUAACUCUGUGCUUCCUAGACCGUCAUCUGCAAAUAGCAUAAGCAGCAGCACAUCUUCAAAUCACAGUGGCUACACUCCGGAACCCCCUCUACCCCCAGUUGGAGGUGACCUCGCCAGCCGACUGUCAAGUGAUGAAGGAGAGAUGGACGGAGCCGACGAAUCCGAGAAGUUCUUAGACUGUCAUUUCUCCACCCACCACCCCAGACCUCUUGCGUUUUGCUCAUUCGGGAGUCGCCUCAUGGGACGGGGGUACUAUGUGUUUGAUAGAAGAUGGGACCGUUUUCGAUUCGCACUAAACUCCAUGGUAGAAAAACACUUGAAUUCACAGAUGUGGAAGCACAGAAACCCGAGCCACAGGGCAUCAGGUCCCUCCCCCCUUUUCAGGACUUGCCUAACCAAUCUGCUGUCACUGAGCAACAUUGGGGCUGCCUGGGUGUCAACUCUGGAGAGCGUAGCACCCCGCUGCCCUCUCAACCUCACUGCCCAAACCCCAGGCCCCGACGGGCCCGAACCUGGAGGGAUGGCAGCCGAUGGGGGCGUGGAAGACAUUAGGAAGAAAAGGAACGGCCAAGACUCUUUUUUCUUUAACAAGCAUUUAACUCUGCAUCAGGAGACGCCAACACAGUAUUCUCUUUCAGCCAGGAAGAUCCCUCCUGCGGCAGAUAGCCCCAUGCCCUCGCCAGCAGCCCACAUCACCACCCCUGUUCCAGCAUCCGUUUUACAGCCUUUCAGCAACCCCAGUGCUGUGUAUCUUCCUUCAGCUCCCAUCAGCUCGAGACUCACCUCUUCUUACAUAAUGACAUCAGCCAUGCUCUCAAAUGCAGCUUUUGUGACAUCGCCGGACCCGAGCGCCCUCAUGUCACACACCACAGCUUUCCCUCAUGUGGCCGCAACCCUCAGCAUCAUGGACUCAACCUUCAAGGCCCCAUCCGCCGUGUCCCCGAUACCGGCUGUCAUCCCUUCCCCAUCCCACAAGCCAUCCAAAACCAAAACCAGCAAAUCCUCAAAAGUCAAAGACCUGUCCACCCGUAGCGACGAGUCUCCAAGUAACAAAAAGAGGAAGCCGCAGUCUUCGACUUCCGCCUCUUCCUCCUCCUCCUCCUCCUCCUUAUCCCUGCAGACAUCCCUCUCGUCCCCAUUAUCAGGGCCCCACAAAAAGAACUGUGUUUUGAAUGCCAGUUCAGCUUUGAACUCCUAUCAGGCAGCCCCUCCCUAUAACAGUCUGUCUGUGCACAACUCAAACAACGGGGUGAGCCCACUUAGUGCCAAACUGGAGCCCUCAGGACGGACCUCGCUGCCCGGCGGCCCUACGGACCUAGUGAGACACGUGGGCUCGGGGGGCGGCAGCAGUGACUCCUGUCCCCUCUCUGUGCCCUCCCUUGCAGGGGACCUCUCUCUGGCCUCACACAAUGCCGUGUCUUCUCUGCCCCUCUCUUUUGACAAAUCAGAAGGAAAAAAGCGUAAGAACUCAAGUUCUAGUAGCAAAGCCUGUAAAAUCACUAAAAUGCCUGGAAUGAAUAGUGUUCACAGGAAGAACCCACCCAGCCUUCUUGCACCGGUGCCCGAUCCUGUUAACAGCACCUCCUCUCGGCAGGUUGGGAAAAAUAGCAGCCUAGCUUUGUCACAAUCCAGUCCUUCAAGCAUAUCCAGCCCAGGACACAGCCGACAGAAGACCACAAACAGAACGGGCAGGAUAAGGACUCUUCCAUAACAAGACUAUGAAGCCACUUCCAAACCAAUGCCUGGCCACGGGACCUCACCCCAGGAGGCCAAGGCCAAGGGGAGGGAGGGGUGUGGGCAGUGGGGAAGAGUCUGUUUCCUGUGCCCUGCCUGUGGCUCUGGCCUUUCUUCUUCUUUUUUUUAAUUGACCAAUUUUUAGUUUUGAGGAAAAAGAAAAAGGCAAAAAGAACGUGAAUUUGAGAUUUACAGAAAACAA